AUGACCGUCACGCAAGUCUACGUACUCUACAAGGCCCCGCACCUCACGGCGGACCAAUUCAAGCACCACUACGAAACCAGCCACGCCCCGCUCGUCCGCGAACUGGUCGGCGACAAAGCCGAGCUGCCCCUCCUGUACAAGCGGCACUACGUCGUCAAGCAGGGCGACGCUCCUCCCGCGCCCGGAGUGGCCUCCGUCGACUUCGACGCCAUCACGACGCUGGUGUUCCGCGACCAGGCUGCGGCGGACAAGUUCGCCGAGGUCAUCACUCGGCCGGGGAACAAGGAGCGCGCGGAAGCCGAUUCGGCAAAGUUCCUCGACCUUAGCCGUGGGGGGGCAGUUCUCGUGGAGACGUCGGAGAAGUUUUGA
This is a messenger RNA of Fonsecaea pedrosoi CBS 271.37, 369 nucleotides long. RefSeq lists its product as uncharacterized. NCBI's taxonomy places the organism in Eukaryota, Fungi, Ascomycota, Eurotiomycetes, Chaetothyriales, Herpotrichiellaceae. The record is from RefSeq and is a predicted model, not a curated record. The coding region runs from base 1 to 369 and encodes 122 amino acids. The transcript has a single exon. Gene Ontology annotation, molecular function: oxidoreductase activity.